This is a messenger RNA of Candidozyma duobushaemuli, 4629 nucleotides long. RefSeq names its product chromatin-remodeling protein (gene SWR1). The transcript has a single exon. Gene Ontology annotation, cellular component: Swr1 complex. The coding region runs from base 1 to 4629 and encodes 1542 amino acids. Gene Ontology annotation, molecular function: histone binding; ATP hydrolysis activity; ATP binding. Lineage: Eukaryota; Fungi; Ascomycota; Pichiomycetes; Serinales; Metschnikowiaceae. The record is from RefSeq and is a predicted model, not a curated record.
AUGGGCUUUAAUGGUCCAGGUAGAGGGAAAGGUAUCCCAGAUGGCCCCCAACUGAGCUCCGCAAAGCGCAGUACAAGGGGUGCCACCGUGGAUUAUUCAAACCAACUUAAAGUUUCAAAACGAGGAAUGAACGGCGACACACGAGAAGUUUCGGCCAAAAAGCCCAAACUUGAGAAAAAGAAGUCAGGAGCUCUGGAGUUGGAGCAUAGUCUCGUGGAAACAAUCACAAAUUUCAACCUCACAGUGAAUGAACUUUUCCAGCUAAAAGAGUACGGUUCCUUGGUGGAAUGGAAUCCACGAGAUUUUUCUCCAUCUAUCAAUGAGCAGAUUCCCGAAAUUCUCGAAUACUUCAUAGAUCAGAACGGAUACAAGCUCAUUUGGGACGAAGCCCUGCUCGAAGACAUGAACGAUCUUCCUUUGCGUCUUCAAAAGAAAAAGAUAGCGGAGAGGGAAGAAAUGCUUCGAAAGAAAUAUCCAUUCAUGGAAUCUGUCAUUGCAUCAAGUGCCAACAAGGAAUUGCGCUUGCUUGAUUUCUCCACGAAACGAAAGGUGGAGCCUGGACCCAGUAAAAUUCUGAGAAAACCUUCUAAGUCCAAAGUCAAGACAAUUCCCAAACAGGAGUCUGAAGAGGAAGUCUCAUCCUCUGAGGCCGAAGCUGAGGUAGAGGCCGAGGUGGACUCAGAAGAGGAUUACGAUCAUGAUAUCGAUACGAACUAUAAACUACAGAGGAUUAGCUUCACUGUUCCCCCACUCAAGAUAACGCAUCCGUCACAUAUCCCUCUGUGGCGCCCCCUGGAAGGCAAUGAUGACAUACGAGGUGGUGAUAGUGAAAGAGAAAUUACCCUCUUCGAUCCAGAACCCCUUCAAAUUAUAUCCAGCAAAGCCAACGAGUUUUAUGUCCCCACAGUCGAGGACAAAAUAUCCACAUUCCUUAAAGAAAAAUUUAAAGCUCCGAUAGUUGAUGAUGCCAAUCCAGACUACAACAAUACUCCUGAAGAGUUUGACAGUGUGCUAGAGAAUCAGCGUCAUCUUCUCAAGCGCCUAUACGAAAAGAUACUUGUUGAAGAACGUUUCGAACUCAAUGGAGAAAAGGUUGAGCGAAGAAAGGUCAUGCUUCCAAACAUCACAAACCAAAGACUCACUUCUGAUCCUUUCAGAGAAACAGGCUGCAUCGCACCGAAAAUCCAAGGUGCUACCAAUGACCAGACAUUUCAGGAUCACUUCGUCGAUCAAGGUGUCUCAUUUCUGAAAGUUCAUCAGCAAAUGAGGAGGCUGCAUCAAGCGAGGGCAAGAAAGGUCGCACAAAUGGUCGAUCAGCAUUUCAGGAGAAAGAGGGGUGAGAAGGAGAGAUUGGAGAAAGAGCGUGAGCAGACGCUUAAGAAGAUCAGUCGUCUUGCUAUUCAAUCGGUUAAAAAGCGUUGGUCUCAAGCUCACAAGGUCUACCGUCACAUCCAGCAUGCGAAGGAGGAGGAGCUCAAACAAAGAGAAGGAAGGGAGCAUUUGAGUAAAAUGCUUGAGCAUUCUACCCAGCUUCUCGAAGCACAACUCAACAAAUCACUGGAAGAUAACACAGCUGCCGAGGCUGAUUCUGAUGAUGAUGAAGAGGAGCAGGACUCUGAGAACUUCUCGUCGUCAGAAUCUGAAUCCGAAGCUGAGCUGGAUUCUAAUACAAUUGAUAAACCAGACAGUGAAUGCACCGUUGAGGAGCUCAGGAAGAAAUAUGCCGAUAUGGAAAGCUCGGCUGAGCCGUCGUCACGCAUGGAGACGGAAGAGGAACAUGAAGACGAAUCUGACGACGAGUCAGGUGGACUUGCUGCAUUAUACGGAAAAGAUGUCAAGGAACUUACACCGUCCACUCCAACAGAAUAUACCGAAGAUCAAAAGAAAUUGAUUGCUGAGCUUUCCGAAAAGAAGGACGAAAAAUUGCUGGAAUCAGAGCAGUCUGACGAUCUGAUGACUGAGGAGAGCUCUUCUGAGUCGGAAGACGAUGUGAGCAUGUCAGAAGGUGAGGAACUGGAAGAGGCAGGCGGGCUUGCUGACCUUUACAGCAAGAAAGUGUCUAAACACAAGGUUGAAGACAGCGACAGUUCAACGGUUGAGGAUGAAGAACCCAAGACGCCAACUUCUGAUGAGAAGAUUGAAGAGAUCAAUGGACUCAAAGUAAAGGACGUUCCUGUUCCAUCACUUCUCAGGGGAUCAUUGCGUCCUUAUCAGAAACAAGGUCUCAAUUGGCUUGCGAGCUUGUACAACAACGAUACAAACGGUAUUUUAGCCGAUGAGAUGGGUCUUGGUAAAACAAUUCAAACAAUUGCUUUGCUUUCGUACUUGGCCUGCGAACAUCACAUUUGGGGGCCACAUUUAAUCAUCGUGCCCACCUCUGUGAUGCUCAAUUGGGAGAUGGAAUUUAAAAGGUUUGCUCCUGGCUUCAAAGUUUUGACAUACUACGGCUCUCCACAAGAAAGAGCAAGAAAAAGAAAGGGCUGGAAUAAGAUUGACACAUUCCAUGUGUGCAUCACGUCUUAUCAGCUUGUGGUUCAUGACCAUUCCUCCUUUAAGCGUCGUAAGUGGAGAUACAUGAUCUUGGAUGAAGCCCACAACAUCAAAAAUUUCAGAUCGAACAGGUGGAAGGCAUUGCUCAACUUCAACACCGAGAACAGAUUAUUGCUUACCGGUACACCGUUGCAGAACAAUUUAAUGGAAUUGUGGUCCUUGUUAUAUUUCCUUAUGCCUUCUUCCAAGGUGGACCAGAUGAUGCCUGAUGGCUUUGCGAACUUUGAGGACUUUCAGCAAUGGUUUGGUAAACCAGUGGAUAAAAUUCUUGAAAAGACUGGCACGGGCGAUGUUAUGGACGAGAACGUUACUGGACGUUUGGACGAGGAGACAAAGAAUACGGUAGCACGCUUGCAUCAAGUUCUUCGUCCAUAUCUCUUAAGACGUUUGAAAAAGGAUGUGGAAAAGCAAAUGCCUGGAAAGUACGAGCACAUUGUUUACUGUCGCUUGUCGAAGCGUCAAAGGUACUUGUAUGACGAUUUUAUGUCUCGAGCGAAAACGAAAGAGACUUUGGUGUCUGGUAAUUUUCUUUCUAUUAUCAAUUGUUUGAUGCAAUUGAGAAAGGUGUGCAAUCACCCUGACCUUUUCGAAGUUCGUCCCAUUGUUACUUCGUAUGCAAUUCCGAAGAACGUAGCCAAUACGUUUAAGGUUCAGGAUCUGACUGUUAAAAAGCUUUUGACAGGCUUGCCAAGGAAUGAUAUCAACUUCUCCGUAUUGAAUUUGGACAUAGCCCAAAGUGACGAUCUUAACUGGUUUGCUGCUGAGGGUCGUGAUCGUUUGAAGUCAAGUAAAGAGAUCGAGAAGGAAAUUCAGUUCUUGGAUGAUAUCAUUGCGAAAGGUAAGGAAGCACAGGAUCCAUCUUACACCGACGUCGUGCAAUUGAACAAGUUUUUGAAAUUGCAAGAGCAAAUUGAGCACAGAGACAGAUUGAAGCAUUGGUUGUACCUCAACAAUUUAAGAUGUUCCCGCAAACCACUUUUCGGACUGUCCGUUCUUGACAGGUUGAAGGGUGUCUUUGUCCAGCCUCGCUGUGAGCUCCUCGACUCCAUGAUUUACGAUAUCCCAAGGAGAGCCGAGAUCAUGAAGGACACAAUAGAGAAGUAUGGUGUUGUGACGCCUAGUGUGGUUGCUCUCGAUAUGAAGGACCAGAUGAUUCCUGUUGAGACUCAAUAUGCUGUUCGUGCUGGUGUUGAGGAACGAGCAAUUACAAAUCCAUUCCAUCAAGCACAGGUCAAGCUCUCGAUUGCAUUCCCAGAUAAGCAACUUCUUCAGUUCGAUUGUGGUAAGUUGCAAAAGCUCGCUGCGUUAUUGCAGGAUUUGAUUCCAAAGGGCCACAGAGCGUUGAUUUUUACCCAAAUGACGAAAGUCUUGGAUAUCUUGGAGCAAUUCCUCAACAUCCAUGGACACAGAUAUAUGCGUUUGGAUGGUGCCACUAAAAUCGAAGAUCGUCAAUUAUUGACGGAGAAAUUCAACAGAGAUCCUAGAAUCCCGGUCUUUAUCUUAUCAACAAGGUCUGGUGGUCUUGGUAUCAAUCUUACUGGUGCUGACACUGUCAUUUUCUACGACUCUGACUGGAAUCCCGCUAUGGAUAAGCAGUGUCAAGAUCGUUGUCAUAGAAUCGGACAACUGAGAGAUGUGCACAUUUAUCGUUUCGUGUCUGAGUACACCAUCGAGUCCAACAUUCUCAAGAAAGCCAAUCAAAAGAGACAAUUGGACAAUGUUGUUAUUCAAGAGGGUGAAUUCACAACUGACUACUUGGGCAAGUUCUCCGUUAGAGAUUUAGUGAACGACACGAGCAUCAUUUCUGAGUUGCCUGACAACCCAAUUGGCGACAGUGCGAACGUUGAUAUUUUAGCGCAAGCCGAAGAUGAAGCAGACCGUAAUGCGGCCAAGGAAGCCAUGAAGGAAGUUGCCGUUGAUGACGAGGACUUCAAUGAAGAAAAUAAAGAGGAUCCCAAAGCCAAGGGACCUCGUGGUGUUAAGGGAGGUAACUUGGACGAUGCAGACUACGACGAAGGCGUGGGUCACAUUGACGAGUACAUGUUGCGUUAUAUUGCAGAAGGGCACUAUGCCGAAUGA